Trichomonas vaginalis G3 is the source of this 504-nucleotide messenger RNA. RefSeq lists its product as uncharacterized. The record is from RefSeq and is a predicted model, not a curated record. NCBI's taxonomy places the organism in Eukaryota, Parabasalia, Trichomonadida, Trichomonadidae. Bases 1 to 504 code for a protein of 167 amino acids. The transcript has a single exon.
AUGGAAAUAUUACAUGUUUGGGGCUUUUACAUAUCAGGAUCAAUGAUUGUUUUUGCGUUAAAGUCUUUAUUGAAUGAUAGAACAUGCAGUCUCAAACCAAACUCAGUUUCAGGUCAUACAUUCUACAAUAUCUUCUUUAUUAUCGCAUCAUGGGUAUUAUUUAGAUCGGAUAAAGAACAAAAGCCAUUUUAUCUUUUCAUUUUACUUCUCGCACUCAACUUCUCUCUUUGCGCUAAUAUUGUUGUUACGUACGUUGGUGGAUAUCAUUCCAUCCGUCAAAUGCUUUAUGGAGGUGUUUCUUCCAUAAUUGUAUAUCUUCUUUACCAUCUUGUAUCGAAACUACGUCAGACAUGGAAUAUGUUGACUAUUUUAGGCCUAUCCAUUCUCAUUACCACCUUCUUUGGACUCUUUAUUGGCGGAAAUAUCAGUUUCAUGGGAUAUUCGCCAGUUAUUCUAUGGUAUAUUUGCUUCUUACUCCUUCUUAAAAAGGCCAAAACUACAUAA